This is a messenger RNA of Oikopleura dioica, 306 nucleotides long. NCBI's taxonomy places the organism in Eukaryota, Metazoa, Chordata, Appendicularia, Copelata, Oikopleuridae. The record is from the annotation of a GenBank genome assembly.
AUGGCGACGAGAUUUUCUGACAGUGAUCAUGUCGGUCCUCGAGAGUCAAGAAAGAAAAGCCUUAUCGGUCGAGAAAUCAAACUGAGAGAAUGCGAGGGGGAAGAGAAAAAGGAAGAAGAUGCUGAUGAAAUCAUGGAUGAGAAUUUACGACGCGAGUACUACUUGAAACAACGCCGCCAAUCUCGAAACGAAAACUUCCGAAAUUUGACUCGAUCACUUUGCAGCGAUAAUUGCUCAAAUCCGCACUCAAGAAAAUCGUCGUCUGGAAAUGAGCUUGACGAGCGAACUGUUACAGAGGAAGGGUGA